Molecule: messenger RNA, 4337 nt
Organism: Saccostrea echinata
Lineage: Eukaryota; Metazoa; Mollusca; Bivalvia; Ostreida; Ostreidae
Product: RNA polymerase II-associated protein 1-like
Exons: 31
Coding region: 60-4166 (1368 amino acids)
Biological process (GO): transcription by RNA polymerase II
Cellular component (GO): nucleus
Source: RefSeq, a predicted model, not a curated record
GGAGCUCUUAAAUAAAAUUUCACUGAGCAUUUUUAAUAAAAAGGUGGCAAAUUAACGGAAUGAUACCACGCCCAAAACCUGGGGAAUCGGAGGAUGACUUAUUGAGGUUUCAACAGGAAUUCCUUGCCAAACAAGAAAAGAGUGCUGCUAGCCUUGUAAAGAAACCAGAUAAAAGAAAGACUUCCCAAGCAGCUGACUUUAGUGAAAAGGAUAUAGUUGAUAUCAAUGAACUUCCAUCCACUAAACCUGAAUUUGAUCAUGGAGGACCUAGGAUUCCUCACAAGAAGAGUAGGUUCUCAGCAUCAAGGGAUGGUACAGCAACCACUAAUGAAGGAGAGGAUCCAGAAGUUAGAAUUGACAAGCAUGACAAACACAUGGCAGCAGUGCUUACCAAAAUUGUGGAGAGGGAUACCAAGAACAUGCAGCCAUUCACCUCUGUGUUGGAGUGUUCCUCAGGAUUCCCUAAGGUUAUGCAUAGAGGAAAUUUGGAACAGAAAAAGAUAGAUGGUACAAAAAAACCAAGAAGUCUGUUUGCUCAACAAAUGUCCAAGAUGUCUCUUGGUGAAUUAGGAUUAGUGGUGAAAGAGAAACAAAUACAACCCCAUACAGCAGAGAGGAUUGCAAGCACACAUGUUCAGUCUUCAAAUAAAAGUGGUCCCCACAUCAUCAGAGGAACUGGACUGAGUGCCACCUUUGGUGAAGAAGAGGCUCAGAAAAUUCAUCAGGAAAACGUGAACAAAAUGGCCACCAUGACUUCAGAGGAAAUUCUGGAGGAGAAGAAUAAGCUCCUACAAAUGCUAGACCCUAAGCUGGUGAGUUUUCUGACGUCAAAGAGAAACAAACAGACCUCUGGGGAACAGACACACACUUCUGAUAAAGGUGAGACAAUGGAGACAACAGAUUCAGAACAGUUUGAGAAGAAACACAAUCCUAAGGAGACAGAAGAGUUGGAUUUACCCAUCAAACCUGACAGGAAAUGGAUACACAUGGAUAAAGUGGAGUAUGAUAAAUUGUCUUGGUUGAAGGAUCUUCCUCCACCCUCCACUGAUCAUAAUAAGACAGGAACAACUGCUCGGUUUGAUUUUGAAGGGAAUUUGGUGACUGUGGAUGAAGGCAUUGAUGUCAAGUUUGGCCUCCAUCACCAUGGAGAUGAACCAGAGAGGGCUGGUUACUCUCUGGAGGAGUUGUUUCUUUUAUGCAGAAGCACUAAUAUUCAGCAGAGAAUACUAUCACUCAAAACUCUAGGAAACAUUUUAGUUAAGACAAGAAAUGGUGACCUGGAGGAUCAAGUGAAUUCAGCCAUUUUGCCGACAGUCCUAAAUGCUGGAAUUCUCUUCCUAGUUCGCUGGGCAAUGGAUGACAGCGUAGAGGGAGUUGUCUUCAUGGCCAUCAAAACUCUGCACUCCAUCAUAAUGUCAGAAGCUGAUGAGGAGUCUUUAGAUAGAGUGUUGCCAUGGUUUCAAGGACAUGUGUCACCUUGCCUCAAGACCUCCAAAAUGUCAGCUGAAAUGACCUCCAGGGACCCCACCCUUGAGGAUGAGAAGCCAUUAGAGACAGAUGCUGACAUUCUGAAACGAGAUGUUAUCUAUUGUUUGGUGAUGAGAAUGAACCUCCUCCCACGUUUACACCAUAUUCUGUCCCACUCACACCCUCAAGCCCCCAGUGUCCUCCAGUGUUUGGAGAUUCUGAUAAGAAUAGUCAGGCACUCACCACAAAUGGCUUAUGAGGUGGAACGAUGUCAUGGACUGAUAGAACUAAUUGUUGAAGAAUUCUUGCCCACCAGUUGGAGAAUGUUAGAUGUGAAGGCCCCAUUGUCAGACCUGUAUGGUGUUCCUGUACCCAUUGCUAUGAAGCUAGUGCGAUGUUUGGCUCAGUCUGGCAGGAACUUAACUGCUACACUGCUCAAUAAAUACCAUAUAAAGGCUAGAUUUUUAAGAUAUAUAGUGGAGAAAAAUGCAGAUGAUUUGCUGAUCCCACAGAAGGAGGCAUUAAGGUUACAGAUUGAGAGCUAUAGGACAUGGAGGACCUGUCUCUGUUAUGGUCUGGCUUCAGAUCUCUUCACAGACAUUUUUCCUUGUAUACUCUCUCAGUUAGAAGUUCUUCAAAAGGAAUACCUAGAAAGUUGUCCCAUUAUGAAAAGCAUGAGAAUGACAGCAUUCAUUACAGUCCUAGAAUCAGUAGUGUUACUCGCCGCUCAAUGUGAUCAGAGGAAAUUUGGAUCAACUGCAAGCAAACUUCCAAGUGACCCGGAUCAGAAUUUGUUGCCUAGUGUCACAUGGAGCCAAAUCACUGAUGUUAGUCAGAUUGUCAUGGAUACUUGUCAAAAAUGCUUAAAAAACCUGGAAAAUACAUAUCAACAUAAGAAAUUCAACAUAGAUUUUGAGGUUUCUUGUCUGAACUUCAUGUCAUCAUAUAUCUCAUCCUGGUCCUCACAUAAAAGUUUUGAUCCAGUGACAGGACUUCAGUACAUAGAGAAAAUAUUUACUGAUGUGUUAGAACCACUUAUUAAAUCACUGGGAUUCCAGGCUGUGCUGUCAAGUUUAUGCCCUUGCUCAAGCCUCCUGAACCCAGAACAUCAGUUGAAAAUGGAAUAUGCUGACAAUUUGCCAGGGCUUGGCUUAAGAAUCAAUGAUGGCCACUUAAUAGAACCUUGUCUACAGGAAUAUUCACCUCUUGGUAUGGUGGCAGCAGUUCUUAGGAUGUUAUAUGUUACCGGCCAAGCUCACAAAGGUCUUCAAGCAAGGAUUGCUGACCUUAUUUCUGCAGAGGGAAACUUACUAACUUACCUAAGGAAAAUGGCAAAUUCUCCAACAUCUACAUCCUCUUUUCAUUUCAACAAGUAUGAAGACAUUGUGAUGUAUUUCUUCAUGAAACUAGUAUCCAGAAAUCCUGUUAGUCAGAGGACAGUCCCUCUUGUACAGAAUCUUAUGCUCAGGUCGAUAACACAGCUUCAACAUGGAGAUGAAUUCUUAGUUCAUGACCUUUUAUCAACAGUUAUGUUCUCCCCAAAUGUAUGGAAACAAGAUGAAGAUGAGAUGACAAGUUCCCUGGAGAAUCUCCAGCUGUCAGAUGCAGUACAUCUGUGUAGUGUCACCCAGGAACAAGUGUCUGUCAAUCAAACUCAACUGGUGGCUGCCACUCUGUCUGAACUGGUUCCUAUCAGGGCUGCUUAUCUUCAAGCUUUCUCCAGCCAACAAAAGAUGGCAAUUCAUUCCAGACACAGGUUCCUAAUGCAGGCAUUAGAAGUUCAGAAUCUUGUGUCCUCCACACCAGCAGAGACCCUGCUUCCAUUAGACUGGAUGUAUCUCCCUUUGAUAGAUCUCUACAACAGAUUUAGUUCAGUGGGGGCAGAUGUUCAGAAUGCCCUGUCUAAGACUGAGGUAUCCACGGUGACAUCUGUCCUAAGAUGGGUGUAUCUUCUAGAGAGGUCCCAGCCCCAGGUCACCGAGUCUGUGUCCGUCACUCUCAGAGUCUCCAGGGUCAUGUGUACGUUUUUGACAGGUAACAACUUAUUUAUGGAUAAGACUGUGUACUUGUACCUGGCUGCCUUGCUCAGGGAGUUCUCUACACCCCGCCUUUUAGGACAGUUCAAUUUUGAUGAGCAGAUUCCAGGGAUUGUUUCUUUUUAUGAUUUGUACUCUGCUCUUCUGCAGCAAUUUGAGGCCGUGUCAUUUGGAGACUCUCUCUUCUCCUGCUAUAUCCUCCUCCCCAUUCAACAAAAACACAGCCUCCAGCUUAGAAAGGCUUUAUGGAUGGAGCAUUCUGGGAUACUUCGCUAUAUGCACAUAUCUUUGAAAGAGAUCCCAAUUCCUCUAGAUAAUUUUUUGAAUCCUGAAGAGUCGGAUGUGGAGUUGAUCAGAUUGUAUUUCCAGAAUCUGUUGUCAAGGCGACUGCAAUUUCAUUGGUCACCUUUGCUGUAUUUAAUUGCCAUACACCAUGUGAACAGGUUCAUUUACAACCAGGAAAAGAAACACACUCAACUGAAACAUGGAAUGAUUCUGCAGACCUUUAAAUCUCCUCAUAAGGAGUUAUGCCAGCAUAUAUUGCACUACAAAAUGGCGGAUCUGGAAAAGGAUUUGGGGAUUGAACUAUAUACAGAACUUCCACAAAUUAGGAGAAGUCUUCUGAAACAAGUUCAGACUGAUUCUACAGAACUGUCUUCCUGAUGCAGCAGACAUUUUACUGUGUACAGUGCUUAAAAUGAAUCCUCCAUCCUGUUUUUUUGUAGAAAGUACUGCAUUCAUGUCGUUUUUUAAUUAUGUACAUGUAAUUUUUUCUUACAUGUAAAUCAUACAAUUAAUAACAGUUAUGUUAUAUUUCAAAUAAAGACUGCAAGA